GCUCCCGAGACACCAGGAAAUAUGGCGGCGCUUAUGACUCUCAGUCAGUUAUCAAGUGGAAACCCAGCCUAUGAGAGCUACUACAGACAGCUGGAUCCAGGAAAUAAUGGCAAAAUAUCAGCUGGAGAUGCAGCUCAGUUCCUUAAGACAUCAGGGCUGUCAGGCAGUACAUUGGGAAAGAUUUGGGAUUUGGCAGAUUCAGAACGAAAAGGCUACUUGGAUAAGCGGGGUUUCUUCAUAGCUUUGAGACUGGUGGCCUCAGCACAGGGUGGAAAUGAUAUCAGCCUCAACAACCUCAACCAAACGUUAGCGGCACCCAAAUUUAGAGACACAAGCAGCCCAUUAUUAAGUGUUUCAACAAUAUCAACUGACUCACAGUGGGCAAUAAGGCCUGAUGAAAAAGGGAAAUUUGAGGGCAUUUUUGAGAGUCUGUCCCCUGUAAAUGGUCUCCUCUCUGGUGAUAAAGUGAAGCCAGUUUUGAUAAACUCUAAGCUACCUCUGGAUGUGUUAGGAAAGAUUUGGGACUUAAGUGAUGUAGACAAAGAUGGACACUUGGACAAAUAUGAAUUCACAGUGGUCAUGCAUCUUGUGUAUCGGGCCAUGGAGAAAGAGCCUAUCCCAUCUACCUUACCCGCCUCCCUCAUCCCUCCCUCCAAAAGGAAAAAAUCUGCGUCUGGGCUGCCAGGUGCUGUGGCUGUCUUGCCCGCUUUCUCUGGUCUUACUUCUGGUCCGGUUCCUCUCAAAGAAACAUUGCGAAGCACUCCUCCACUGGGCAGCGCUACUCCCCUCAGCACCACUACUGUCAACCUCUCUCCAAAACACUCCUUUAAAUCUAACUCACAGCCGGCGGUAAACUGGGUAGUACCGGUGGCUGACAGAGAGCGAUAUGAUGACAUCUUCCAGAAGAUGGACACUGACAAUGACGGUCUCGUCACCGGGACUGAAGUCAUAGAGAUCUUCAUGCAGUCCAGUCUCUCCCAGACUAUGUUGGCACAGAUAUGGGGACUGGCUGACACUAAACAGACGGGCAAGCUGAGCCGGGAGCAGUUCUCUCUGGCCAUGUACCUGAUUCAGCAGAAGGUCACUAAAGGCAUGGACCCUCCCUCCACUCUCAAUCCAGAUAUGAUUCCCCCCUCAGAGAGGACUGCAGGAUCUAGCUAUGCGGGGCUUAUGUCUGCUGUGAGACCUGAAUAUGCUGCAUUAGCUAAUAUCCGCAGAGACAGCACCAGCUCCACAGGGUCGGCGGAGCUGACAGGCAUCAAAGAGCUGGAUGACCUCAGCCAGGAAAUAGCUCAGCUGCAGAGAGAGAAAUUCAUCAUGGAACAAGAGAUAAGGGAAAAGGAGGAUUCCAUCAGACAACAAAAUAGUGAAGUUCAGGACAUGCAGAAUGAAUUGGACCGGGAGAGCAGCAGCCUGCAGGACCUCGAGUCCCAGAAGCAGGAAGCUCAGGAACGUCUGGAGGAGAUGGACCAGCAGCGCUCCAAGCUAGAGGGGAUGCUCAACGACAUCAAGCAGAAGUGUCAGGAAGAGUCACAUAUGAUUUCGUCCCUGCAAAGCCAGAUCCGCUCUCAGGAGACUGACCUCCGGAGCCAGGAGGAUGAACUUGGCCGUUCCAAGGUGGACCUGAGCCGGCUGCAGGAGGAGGAGGCCCAGCUUGAGCAGAACCUGCUCUCUGGUCGCGUCCAGCUGGACAGCAUAGUUAAAUCACUCAAAACCACCCAGGAAGAGAUCAACCAGGCUCGCAGUAAGCUGUCGCUGAUCCAGGACAACCAAAAGGAAGUGACCAAGACCAUCGAGCAGUACAACAGCUCCCUAAACGACAUCAAUGGAGGAAACUUCAGCGACCUGCCAGACUUGAGUGAAACAUUUGCUGAGAAGGAGAACGGAGGUUUCAAAAGUGCGGAUGAAUCUUUCAAGUCAAAGAUAGCCAUGUUCAACAACAGCAGCGCCAAGGAGUCCCCAGCAGACCCCUUCCAGACAGAGGACCCCUUCAAGUCCGACCCCUUCAAAGAUCCAUUUGGGGUAGAUCCAUUCAAAGAAAGUGAUCCCUUCAAAGGCACCUCAUCUGAAGAUUUUUUCAAGAAGUCUGACAUGUUUGGAUCUUCAGACCCCUUCAGUAAAAAACCCACACCUCCAGCCAAGCCAAGUGCCUUCGGAGCUGACCCCUUUUCAUCCAAACCAACGGACUCAGAUGUGUUCGGGACAACGGACCCCUUUGGAAGCGGCUCUUUUGGAAACAAGGGUGGAUUUGCCGAUUUUAGUCAGAUGUCGAAGAAGUCAGACAACCCUGUGCUUCCAUCAAAGAAAAAUGUGCCUAACCGGCCUGCACCUCCCUAUGGAUCUGAACGUGUCAAGUUUGGAAGUGAGAACCAGCAGCUGGAGUGGGCCAAACGGGAGAGUGAGCGCGAGGAGCAGGAGAGGCUGAGGAGACUGCGGCUCCAGGAGCAGCAGGACCUGGAGCUGGCCAUCGCUCUCAGCAAGGCUGACAUGCCCAGCGCCUGACCACGCAUGCCCCACCACAACUUCUAGUCCUCCUCCUUCUGACUAGCAGUCCUCCGCACACUCAUGGCAACAACACCGACACUGGCCCGACACGACUAGCAGCCCUCGUUAUCAAUUUGUGUAAGAGACCAGUGUUUCUCCAGCCAUGACUGGAGACAUGUCAAAUGACUCCAAAUUUAGCAACCAGUUAAGGUUCAUUGCUCCCAAACUACAUGGCAACUAUAAUGAGGGACAAUACGGAGCCACUAGAUCUAAGCCUGGCUUCAUCUUGCAAGAACAUAGCGAUUUAACGCAACCCAAACCAGCUGGGUACUUGACUACAACUUACAACCCUGCCUUAUCCAAGAGCCUGUUUGUUGCAAGAAAAAUAACAUUUUAAGAAUAUUUUACUGCUUUAUUUAUAUAGAAAAGCAACAAAUCUGUGGUCUAUGAAGUACUUGUAAAAUGCACUGUUUAAACGGUUUUAUAUAACCUUUAAUUACUCAGAAAUAUUCAUAUUGAUUAUGGAUUACUAUACAUGCUAACUGCUCUGUUAGCCUGUGAUUUAAUUUGUCCAAUUUCAAAUGUUUUUUUUUGUUUUUUUUUAAUGAAACCUACUCAUGUACUGUAAAUAUUAUUUGAUGAUGUUUUUAUGUGUACGCCUAAGGGGCAGCGAAGUCCAUCUUUAAAACAAACCAGUCUUAAAGAACUAGAGCUCAGUCAUCAGAUCAUGAAUGGCACAAUUCAUGUUUUUAUUUCAAAUGUUACAAGUGUUGCCAUUUAUGCCUGCUCAUCUUUUAUUUAUAGCCUAAAAGUACAUAGAUUGAAGAAAUCAAUACUCUUCAGAAGGUACAUACAUAAGAUGUUGUUUUUUGAAUCUCUUGAUAGGCAUUUUAGUUAUAAAAUUGCUAUGGUUAAAUGAGAUUUAGCGCCAUAUCAUUUGUCAGCUUUUGUUUUUUCCAAUAAUUAAGAUGCUAGUGAUAAUCAUUGAGGUCUUCCUUUAUGAACAAAGUUCAAUCCACCUGGAGCGCUGUUGCACCAUCACUCUGAUGUCAACAGCUUGUGUUUUUUACAUGAUUCAUCUUUGCCUUCUCGUAAAGCCCAAAAAACUUGCACUCCCAUACAACUAAGAGCCUCUAAAAAAUGGAAUAAGUGUAAACCUCCAUAGUUUAUACUGGUGCUGUUACACUAAGCUUUGUCAUUUUUAUUUCUAUGCUUCACACUACCACCUAUACAAAGUGAGAUCUGCUUCCAGGUUGGAUUUUUGCUUCUCUCUCAACAUUCAAAUCAACCUUUGAUCUGUUUUUAUUUUGUUUUCUGUGGAUUUGUGGGGUUUUUUCUCUUCAUUAGUGUCUUAUGACCCAGUUGGAGGACAUUUGUUUAAAUGCCUUAAAAUAUUGCAUUGCGUUUCACACUAAUCAGGUUUAUUUGGCACAUAAUGUAUUCACUGUAUAUUCCAGAGUUUACUGGACAUGUACAGAAUGACGGCGCCUUAUUUAUCAACAUAUCAUCAUUAUAACAUGUAAUAUUGCACAGUAUGUAUGUGAUUAUUAAAACAUUUUUUGUUUUGAGUGGCUCAAAACUGUAAUGUUUAAUUGAAUAAAAGUGAUUU
Molecule: messenger RNA, 4093 nt
Organism: Scomber scombrus (Atlantic mackerel)
Lineage: Eukaryota; Metazoa; Chordata; Actinopteri; Scombriformes; Scombridae
Product: epidermal growth factor receptor substrate 15-like 1
Exons: 24
Coding region: 22-2502 (826 amino acids)
Biological process (GO): endosomal transport; endocytosis
Cellular component (GO): plasma membrane; clathrin coat of coated pit; cytoplasm
Molecular function (GO): calcium ion binding; cadherin binding
Source: RefSeq, a predicted model, not a curated record